AUGAGGGCGGGAGGAGGAGAUGGUGAGGAUAAGGAUAGAGAUGUGGAUGUGGAUAGGUAUGUGGAUGAGUAUGAGUAUGUGUUUGAGGACGAAGGUGGAGAUGGAGAUAGCGAGGAGUCGUCUCCGUCAGUCUUCUUCAGUCGAUAUCUGAUGUAUAACAAGAGUGAAAAGUUCACAAACCUGUACUUUGCUCUUGGGUUUGGUGUGAACGGCAACUGGGAUUAUGUAAAUGUAUAUACAGAAGGAUGGACGGCUCACAGUAAAGAGCAUAGGUAG
This is a messenger RNA of Cadophora gregata, 276 nucleotides long. RefSeq lists its product as uncharacterized. The record is from RefSeq and is a predicted model, not a curated record. The transcript has a single exon. The coding region runs from base 1 to 276 and encodes 91 amino acids. Lineage: Eukaryota; Fungi; Ascomycota; Leotiomycetes; Helotiales; Ploettnerulaceae.